Sander lucioperca (pikeperch) is the source of this 1898-nucleotide messenger RNA. RefSeq names its product ankyrin repeat and SOCS box protein 9-like. The transcript has 7 exons. The coding region runs from base 370 to 1293 and encodes 307 amino acids. Gene Ontology annotation, molecular function: protein binding. NCBI's taxonomy places the organism in Eukaryota, Metazoa, Chordata, Actinopteri, Perciformes, Percidae. The record is from RefSeq and is a predicted model, not a curated record. Gene Ontology annotation, biological process: intracellular signal transduction; positive regulation of protein catabolic process; protein ubiquitination.
AUCCAUGCAGAUUGAUUCAUUUCCCUUCACUUUACUCAUCCUCAACCAACUCCACACCGCCCAUCUGGAUGGGUGUGGCUGUACAGUGUCAAAUUACACUCAAAUUACAGACCUGCCUAACAGGCCCCACUCUCACUCCCUCUGCACCUUCAUUGGUUGAGAACCAACUGCUUUAUUUAACCAGCCUGUUUCCUGUAGGCAACUUCUUUGUCAAAGAGGAAAUGACAUCACAGCACCAAAACACUGAAAACAGAUGAGGACCAAACCUCUUUUUGACUUCGAGCAACACACAGUUCGGCCUCUGUUACAGAAACCCAUGAGGCAAAACAAUCUGCCCAUUAAACAGCUUUUGGAACAGAGCGGUGAAGUAUGUCUGCUGGAGACAAAGAGACUCCGCGAGACACCACAGGUCAAAGUGGAACUGCGUUUUUUUUCUCGAACCCUCUGAUGAGUGAUUUUGAAUCUGACUGGUCCCCGAUUCACGAUGCUGCCUUUAAUGGACGUGUCCUUGCUCUGCAGAGACUCAUUGCUCAGGGUACAUGUGUAAAUCUGAACACUCUGAACCAGGUCUCUCCUCUCCAUGGAGCAUGUUUACAAGGCCACGUGGCUUGCGCCAAGCUUCUGGUGGAAAAUGGGGCAAAAGUAAACAAUUCGACGGUGGAUGGACAAACGGCCCUGUCAGAAGCAUGCGCCCGGGGCCAUGUGACCUGCGUAUCGCUGCUCCUUCAACAAGGUGCGACUCCCCUAGGGACCAGCCACACCAGCUCUCCAAUCCACAGGGCUGCAGCCAAAGGUCAUACAGAGUGCAUCGAGCUUCUUGUCCAGCACGGUGCCGCUGUGGAUCAGUAUAUUGACCAAUCAGGUUUCCCUCUCCACGUCGCCUGCUCCAAUCAGCAUCUGAGUUCUGUGUGUAAACUGCUUCAACUUGGUGCCAGUGUGAACAGCCGUGUAUCUGGUGACUCGCCGCUGCACAUCGCUGCCCGUCUGUCCAGUCCUGAGAUGGUGUCAGUCCUGCUUCAACACGGGGCCGAUCGCUCACUCAGGAAUUCAGAGGGCAAACAGCCACUGGAGCUCGCACCUCCCAACAGCCCAGUGGAGAGGCUGUUGAGACAAGCAGGAGAAGUGUCUCCUCUAAUGCAGCUGUGCCGGCUGUACAUCAGGAAAACUUUGGGCAAGCAGAGACUGGGUGCGAUUCACAACCUUCACCUUCCCACAGAAGUGAAACAGUAUCUUCUCUAUCAAAUCAGACCCAGUGGGAGAUCCGAUGCACUAAAUAACAAUGUUAGAUUCUGAGUCCUUAACUUUUAGGUCAGUAGGGGGUGCAGUUGCAUAAUCUUGCAGUCAGAAGACUACAUCAUAGCUCAUGGUCAUGGUAGUAAUUAACUAUAUUUCUGCUUUCUGUGACAGACCUCUGUAAACAAAAUUUCAAAAUUCUCAAGAUCAAUCAGGACUUUUGUUAAGACUUUUUAUCAUUAAGUAUUCAUAAAUAUAAAAUACACAUUUAAAAUGAGAAUAUGGGCUUAUAAGGUCUAAUAAUUGUUGCAUAACUAAUAAGCUGAAACAAUAUUCUUUAGAUUACACAAGCCUCCACAUUCAGCUAAUAUUGUAGUUUUUAUUUGAAACUAAAGUUUCUGUUUUUGAUGCUGCUGUAUUGAUUUUUCCUUUAGACUUAUAGUAGAUUGAACUUACUCUAACAUGAAAUCUUGUUCGUGUCUGGUACAUGCCGUCCCUAUAGAGUUCCUGGAAAUAGUUUAGUGUUUUUAGUCCUUGCAGGGUACAUAGCAACAUUUUUCCAACAGCAAACAUUUAAAAACGAAGCUGAACACAUCAAUAGAGAGAUUGGAUUACACAAAUAUAUAUUUUUGUACUGCAAUAAAUAAUACAAACAAAGAACAUUU